AUGUUUGGUGCUUUCCGACCUACGUCGGUGAAUCUAGGCGGUCUACUAUGGAAAACUCCAUGGAAGUUGUCAAUCACGCGAAAAGCCAAUGCACGUGCUCGUCUGAAGAAAGUCGACGCAGUCAUUGAAACGGUCAGAGCAAGUGGUAUACAAUGCGGCGCAUUGGAAAAGGCAUUGCAGCUGCCCAAAGAGCACGAGAUGGAUCCCAAGGAUAAAUACACAGUGUUCAGCGCGACUUCACGAGGCUAUCGAAAGGGCAUUCACAAAGUGCCCAAGUGGACUAGACUCACACUAAGAGUCAACCCGAAGGGAUUUUAA
Messenger RNA from Suillus bovinus, 318 nucleotides. Its product is annotated as mitochondrial 54S ribosomal protein YmL31. Bases 1 to 318 code for a protein of 105 amino acids. The transcript is spliced from 4 exons. Gene Ontology annotation, molecular function: structural constituent of ribosome. The record is from RefSeq and is a predicted model, not a curated record. Gene Ontology annotation, cellular component: mitochondrial large ribosomal subunit. NCBI's taxonomy places the organism in Eukaryota, Fungi, Basidiomycota, Agaricomycetes, Boletales, Suillaceae.